UUCAAUAACCUUUUUAUAACUGUAUUUGUAUUUAUUGUAUUUAUGUGAUAUCUCGCACAAGAUCUACGCACGUAUAUAAAUAAAUAAUUGACAUUUGGAAUUCUGAUUCUUGAGAGUAUAGUUAAAACUUUUAGGCUUGGACAUAUCAACAGUUAGUCAAAAUGUUUGGCCUUAUUUUAAUACUCGUAUGCUCUACUUUAGUAAGCGCUCGGUUUAUUAAUGAUUCUUGUCAGAUUAAUAUUAAUUACAAACAUGGAGAUUUUGGAACACCACAGCCGCUUAUUCUCACGAGAAAUAACUCUUCUAUGUUUUUGUAUCCGCAGCAUAUGGAUCGAUUAAAUGUUUUUGCAAUGCAAAAAAUUAUUUUGUCCUGUCCAGGGAAAAAUAACUAUCUAAAAGGCAUAGAUAACGAUAAGAAACUGAAUUCCAUAGAACUGAUUUGUUUCCGCGAAAAUAAAUUUUUCUACAACUUCCAAGAGUUUAUUUUAAACCCAAAAAACGUAUCAUGUAAUACGUUUCCGAAACACGUGGCACGUAGAACGUCCUCUAGGUGUUACAACAACAACACCCAGAUAGAAAUUGGGUUUUUGAUAACCGAAAACAACAAUCAAGAGUUUAUAAGAACAAUUGACUUGUGUAGAAAUGACACUCGCCACUGGACUUAUUACACACAUUAUAAACUGACCAGCAAAAUCGAGAACCUGCAGUUGGGAUUCCCAAGACCGAGGCAGUGGCUUGGAGCGGACUUUUACGAGCACAAUAUUGACAUUCUCUACAAAAUAUCAACCCAGAUUUCGACCCUGGAAAUUUUGUUGGGAUCAAAAAAACUUGUCAAUAAAUUCGUCGCGGUAAAUUCGACCCGGUUUCUCUCCAGAGGCCACAUGGUCCCCAAGAGCGACUUUGUUUACGGCAACGUUCAACGGUCUACCUUCUGGUACGUAAACUCGGCUCCUCAGUGGCAAAGCUUCAACGGUGGCAAUUGGAAUAUCCUCGAGAGCAGUAUCAGAAAGUUUGUGGUUAAAAAUAAAAUCAACUUGGAAGUUUUCACUGGCAUUCAUGGCCAAAUGAUGAUUGAAGAUGAGAAUAACAAUCCAGUGCCUGUUUAUCUUUUUGGGAACGAAACUCACAGGGCUCUGGAGGUUCCUAGAUUCUUUUGGAAGGUUAUUUACGAGCCAGAAACCAAAAAAGGAACUGCUUUUGUGGGUUUGAAUGAUCCGUAUCAACCAGCUAUUACAGAGGAUGUGUUUAUUUGCAAAGAUCUCUCUGAGAGGAUCAAGUGGAUCAAUUGGAAAAAGAAAUCCUUGAGCAAGGGAGUUUCUUAUGCUUGCGAUGUUAAUCAUCUCAGAAAAGUUAUUCCUUCGAUACCUGAUUUUCCCGUUGAAGAUAUUUUGAUAUAAAUUUAAGUUUUUCUUUUGAGGUAGUUCUUCUUUCCCAACCUAUCGUUUAUGCUACUGCUGUCUCUUUCAUUCGCUAGUGUCGCCUCUCUUACGGGCUAUCGCUCACUUACUUCCACACAUGACUUUAUUUGUUUACUUUACUAGUUUAUCAAUGAUUUCUCAAAAACUAUG
Messenger RNA from Cotesia glomerata, 1568 nucleotides. RefSeq lists its product as uncharacterized. Lineage: Eukaryota; Metazoa; Arthropoda; Insecta; Hymenoptera; Braconidae. Gene Ontology annotation, cellular component: nucleus; mitochondrial inner membrane. The transcript has 3 exons. The record is from RefSeq and is a predicted model, not a curated record. Gene Ontology annotation, biological process: apoptotic DNA fragmentation. The coding region runs from base 162 to 1397 and encodes 411 amino acids. Gene Ontology annotation, molecular function: metal ion binding; RNA endonuclease activity; nucleic acid binding.